Molecule: messenger RNA, 4321 nt
Organism: Schistosoma bovis
Lineage: Eukaryota; Metazoa; Platyhelminthes; Trematoda; Strigeidida; Schistosomatidae
Source: the annotation of a GenBank genome assembly
UAUGAAGUUAGAGUAAUUUGAUAAGCCUGCUAUAUUUCCUAUCGAAAAAUGUGUAUUCAAUAAUUACUUUUUGGAAGUAUUGUUUUACCUUAUCGUUUGAUACAGUUUGAUUUUGAGGCAGAUACUCAAACGUUUCAUAAGUUACUGUUGCUCCCUAGAAUGAAGAAAGAAAAGAAAGACUUGCUGUAUGGAAUACUUGUGGUCGUAGGUGCAUUUUGUCUUCACUUCAGUUGUGGACAUUUCUAUACUGUUUCAAACAUGGCAACAUACAUAAUGUCAUACAUAGCAGCAAGAGUUGAUAAUAACAUCAGUGACAGCUCAGCUGUAUGGUUAUCUGCACUUGGUCUUGGAUGUCAGGGUCUGGCUAUGCCAAUAGGUGGGUUUAUGGGAAGGAAAUUCGGACCUAAAUCAACAAUGAUUGCGACGUUGAUUCUCGGGAGUGGGAGCAUUCUGUUAACAUAUAUUGUUGUACAGAAAACGUUUAUUGGUGUAGUUUUUACUGUUGGGAUAAUGUUUGGACUUUCGAUGGGGAUCGGUUAUUCCGUCGCAAUAGCUUGUGCAGUCUCUUGGUUUCCUGGAAGAAGAGGAUUAAUUGUUGGUAUAAUUGUUGGAGGGUUUGGAUUGGGCUCCCUAAUUUUCACACCAAUUCAAACUGCAUAUAUCAACCCAUCUAACUUAAAGGUGGAUAGUCAGACAAGGCGUUUCACUGAUCCAGAGCUUCUUGAUAGAGUCCCAAAUGUUUUCUUGGUAAUGGGUUCAAUAUUAGCAGCAUUGCAGUUAGUGGCAUGCAUACUUGUCCGCAUGAAACCAAUCUCAAAAGAAGAACAUGAGGACGGAAAUGAAGAAGAAGAAGAAGAAGGAUUAGAACGUGCAAGAAUUCAAACUAGUCCAUCUACAGAUUCAAAAAAGAAGGAACUAGUAAAUGGUGAUUCAAAAUUAAAUCGUAACACUGUGGUGGAAGUAAACGUUAAAUCUGGAAAGCUAUUACGUCAUAUUGACUACUAUCUUUUAUUUUUUAUGAUGCUUCUUAACUGUUUUCCAAUAUCUGUUCUUACAAGUUCAUUAAAGAUCUUUGGACAAACGCAUAUAAGUGACGAUAGGUUUUUGUCAACUAUAACAGCUGUUACUUCUCUUUUCAACUGUGGUGGACGUGUAGUCUGGGGUGCUGUCGUGGAUCGUUUUUCUUUCAAGAUACCAAUCUGCAUACAACUGUGUGUAUGGAGUGUGUUAUUAUUUACGUUUCCUGUUAUUGCAUAUGUAACGGGAGUCGCAUUGAAAGUCUUAUAUGUUAUAUGGGCAUGUGCCUUAUUUUUCUUCUUGUCUGGUGUUUUUUCCAUGAUGCCAGCUGCAACAGGGACUAUAUUUGGUCCAGUAAAUUUAGCUGUCAACUAUGGAAUGGUUUAUCUCGGAUUUGUAAGUUUAAUUAAUCAAUAGUUAGCCUAUUUAAUAAUCAUUAAGUUAAAAUAUCACACCUUUUGUUUUUAAUUCUUUGUAAAGACAUUUCAUCAUUUUGGUCAACCUCGAACUGUAAAACUAAACAGUAAUACUAUUAAGUUUUGCCGAUACAUGAUAGCAUAACAUUUUUGUGGAUAUGUAUUACCUACAACAGUGUGUGUGUUAACAAUGUAAAGUGAUUUUACAAAAAAAGUGAAUAACAUUGGUCAUGUAUCUAAUAAACUGCACUGGGUAUUAUUAAAUUGCUAACCAAACACAAAGUUGAGAACGCCCCAGAUAAACGUUUAAAUACAUUAAUAGAAAGUCUUUCUAAGACUUAUGACUAGUGCAUUGACUCCAAACUUAAAUGUGGUUAUCGAGACAUUAUUUUGAGGUAAAAUAAUUUGUAAGAAGCGACUGAGAUAUAACGAGUGAAUUUAUGCAAUUGAUGACAACAUAUUUUAUUAUUCAAAUUGUCAUUAUACACAUUACCUAUUAAAAACCUAAGCUCAAUUACUACUAUUCAUGGUUCAAAGUCUGGUCAUAUCAGAUAGAUGCAAAGACAGAUCAUCGGUUUUCAGAGAAGUGACAGGAUUCUCAAAUAAAAGCGAUCUCAGCCAGCCGUAACAGCAGUCGAGAUACGUUUGCCAUGCGAACGAAAAACCGUACAUUCAUUGCUUUUAUCAAUGUUCAUUCAAUGUUAUUAUUUCACAAAGCCUACUCAAUUUAACCAUAAAUUGUUUGUGGGUUCUAAUACCCAUUUAUUUUUUUAAACAGAGACCCGUAAUAAUUUGAUUUAUAAGGAGAUCUGUUAACAAAAAUUCAUCUUAAAAGACAAUUAAAUUACCAUUUAUUUAUGAUCCGUUUGUUUUUAUGACAUUUUGGUGUUUCAAACAAGUCAUUUGGAUCAGUACUUUCUCUUGUGGUGAGUCUUUUCUGGAAAGCAUCUCCUGAAAUCUACUUUACCGUUUCUGGAUGUGUAUGCUUAGUUAGUAAGUGAUAUAUUUUGCAAUCAUAGAAAUGUCAAAUUUUAAACUUCAUGAUAGAAAUACUCAACGAAGCUCAAAUAAUUAAACUGAUCAAUAAAUCCUCCAAAAUUUUGAGUGUUGAGAUUUAUAUAAUCAGAUCAUUUUGGCCACAAGGUGAUAUCAGAUGGAGAAUCAUCAUAAAAUCAGGUUGCCUUAGAUGUCUAAAACCAGAUUGCGGAUAUUUAACAGUGCGGCCCUUUAACCUUAUGCUUCAUUAAACCCUGAGUCUUUAUUAUUUAUCAGUUAGUGGUCCAGAAAUAUCGUAAUGUCAACAGAAUCUGGUGAUGACGAUUUUAUUUCCGUGAGUAGUUCAUACUGAAUGAAACGCCUGUUUUGUGCUGGUUAAUUUUUAAUGGUUUUCAAGCAAUAUUUUCACUGGAAAAAAAUAGUCGUCAUUUAACUAGCUUCAACCAAACUAAAGAUAGAGAAGAUUUUCGGGCCCGAUUACACAUAAAACAGAAUUUAAUAUUUGAUUCUUUUAAAAUUUUUCAGUUACAUCAACUAUUUUAUCAAUCACUUACUACAAUUUAAGUCUUUAUAAUUAGAAUAGUUGAUAAGAUGUUCAUUGAUUAAUGAUAUGAAACAAUAAAAUGUGAUUAAGUGAUCAACAGUCAGGAAAUUAAAUCGACUGAUUUAUUGCACAUGUUGAACGUUAAUUAAAUGAUUGACAAUAAUGGAAAACAACAUCUAUGUUUUAAUAUAUCUAUGUAUUGCACUGUCUCUUUUCAUAUUUUAUGAGAAAAAUGUGAAUUACGUAAAAAUAAGGUAAUCAAAACUAGAAUUAUUGUAUAAGAUCAAGAGUGAUUAGUCUGGUGAUCUGUUUUAUUUUACAAUAGACAGGAUAAUUUUCCUCCCAUUAUAUAGCGAUUUGAUUAUGAAAUAUGAUUUCAUUAGUUGGCUGACUAUUCAAAUUGAAAUAUUUUUUUUAAUUUUUUGGGAUUGUGAACAUGUUAAUUUAUGAAAUUUUACAGCAAACGAAUACUGAUAUCAAAUUUGCUUAGAGUGAUCUAUGGAACGUGACAAAGCAGAUAUUAUGUUUAGUGUUUAACAUUGGUUGGAUACAAGCAUUAGUUUAACGAAGCAAAAGUUCAGAAUUAUUAAACACCUUACAAAGUUGUUUCAGUUACUUAGUAUCAUUUGUGAAAUAUUCUGACUUAUUUAUCCUUCGUGAAUUGUACUAAAAUACUGUGAUAAAUUACAGCUUCAUAACGUUAUUGUUAGUUAAAAUCAACAUAUAUGUAUGUACUAAUCAAUAGUUUCCAUGCCAUAUCUGUAAAGGAACAGUUUUUUGUUGAAAUUAAAUAAAGAACUUAACAUCAGAUUAUCAAAUAGGAUUUCAGCGCCAUUAAUUUCUGUUUGUUAAUUAGUAGCUAAAAUAAUUUAUUUACAUAUAUGGCUAUAUAUCACAUAUUCUAUAUAUUUUAUUUCAGCUUUUGCCUUAGCCAUAUGGCUUGAUGACAGAAAUUUACCUAGACGUUUACGUUUCAUGGAUUGGUUCUCAAAUCAAUGUUUAUCCAGUCGAGUAUCUAACCAACUAACAGUUAACACAAGUGAAGAUUUAUGAACUAGACAGAACCAAUAAACACUACUUAUUUUUAAGACUUUUAUGAUAAUGAAACACUCAAAAACCCUGUUUCUUUUUCUGCUUUUAUUUAUAAUAGUUAUUUUUAGUGAUGAUUUUUUUCUUGAAAUCAUUAGUACGCAUAACGCAGCAAAUAAACAAUUUCAGAAUUUUUUUAUUUCAAUGUACUUUAUUCAUUUUUGCUGUCUAUUUUACUCAAAAAUAUUCGUAUAUUCAAAUCUGGAAAUCUUUUUGGGAGGUAAAAGCACGAUCAAAAUAAAAAUGUUUCGGUAACGAA